Linum trigynum is the source of this 872-nucleotide messenger RNA. The record is from the annotation of a GenBank genome assembly. Lineage: Eukaryota; Viridiplantae; Streptophyta; Magnoliopsida; Malpighiales; Linaceae.
GUGUUAAUGUGAUGCCCUACAAGCUUUUCAAAAAGUUAGAAGUAGGUGAACUUAAGACCACUAAGCUUAGCAUCACUUUAGCCGACCGUUCGGUCAUUAGCCCGAGAGGCAUUAUAGAGGACAUGUUGUUGCGAGUAGGCAAGUUUUGAUAUCCGACCAAUUUCAUGAUUCUCGACAUAAGCGAGGACUCGGAUAUGCCGCUCAUACUCGGUCGUCCAUUCCUCGCCACCGCCAAGGCAUUGAUAGACGUUAAUGAGGGAACCUUAAUUCUGAGGGAUGGUGAGGAGAGAAUCAAGCUUGAAAUAGACCCUAAGGCUAGAAGUGAGGAAGUGAAGGAAUUGGUUUCGAAUGAUGUGAAUGCGAGUGAAGGAGUGCCUCUCAAGGCGAACCCCACUAUUACUUGUGUUGCUUGUGGUGAUGUUGAGCAGGAAGUCAAGGAGGGUACUAUGCCCAAGGAAAAGAGGAAGAAUGCUUGGAGGCAAAAGAUGAAGCAAGCUUUGGCCCGAAGGAAGGAGAAGGCCAAACCUAAGCUGGCGAACCAAGAGGGCCAACUCAUAGAGCUUAAGAUGGGAGGCUACAAGCCUCGCCCCUAGAGUGUUGUGGAUCCACUCUCGGUGGCAUCACAUUCCAAGACUUGAUUGAUCCCCAACCGUCAAGCUAAUGACGAUAACUUAGCGCUUGUUGGGAGGAAACCCAACGGAGGUUAGCAAGUUUGUCCUGCUAUUACUAAUAUCGUAUUGUGUUUCGUAAUAAUCUCGCCUCGAGCGAGUCAUAUUGUGUUUCUGUGUGUGCUUUUUGUCUCUCCUUGAAGCUCCAAAUAUCCUACCCCGGAAUCGAUUCCAACUUUCACUCAAUAAGCGCAAGCGGUAACA